GAGUUCCCAAAAUGGAUCAAUGAAAUGUUCCGAGGUGAAAUGCAUGCUUUAUUUAUAAGAUGCCGAAACCUUGACAACCCAAAGACGAAUGGCAUAAUAAAAAGAUUUUUGAAACUUUUGGUCUCUGAAAUGAGUGUUCAAAUGUCUGAUGAGAUGGCAGUGAAGUUUCGCAGUAUCUUUACUGAAUGGCGACAUGUUUUGUGGACUUAUAUCAACACCUUGUUUGAAGAUUUACAAAAAAGAGUAGGAAGUGAUGAUCUUAAUUCAAUAUUUGCUGCAAUAACUGCGAGAGAUAUUCAGAAAGUAUGGCAACGUUUUCUCGUAAAUAUUAAUAUUUCAGCAAUUCAUGCUGAAAUUAAUAAUUUUGAAAAAUUGUUAUGUGACAUAGUACGUAUCGGGUUAUGGGUGAUAUUUUCUUUUGAUGCAAAAGAAGCACAAGCAAUAUUCUUUAACAUGAAUAAUGAUUUAUAUACAGUAAAUUUAAAUAUUUUAACUAUUCAUGGUUGGAAUGUUGCGACAUCAAUAGACUUGAGUUGUUACAUUUUUACUGCACAAAUAG
This is a messenger RNA of Cetraspora pellucida, 559 nucleotides long. The record is from the annotation of a GenBank genome assembly. NCBI's taxonomy places the organism in Eukaryota, Fungi, Glomeromycota, Glomeromycetes, Diversisporales, Gigasporaceae.